UUAGUAGCUGCAUUUCAACGGUCUGAGCUGUCUGUUAAUCGCUCAUGAACAAAUGUCAAAUUUGUACAACGCGAUAAAAUAAUUUUGUUUAAUGGAAAAAUAUUAAGUCGAAAAUUUACCUUUUCCAAAAAAUUUUAUUAUUCUAAAGUUAACAAAACUUUUGAUACCACUUUUUGUCGUUAGAUCGAUCAGCGUGUGAAAAUUGUCAAUUAAUACCGAUGUGUUCCGAACCAAAGAAACCUAACUGAGCAAGUGUUUUCGAAAAUGUUCUAACAUCGACGAGUGAGAUAAAACGCAAUAGAAAUCGUCGAACUGAUCGCAUAUUUUUGGAAACGGACGAUCCGCCAAGAGAAAAGUCAUGAAUCAUGACGGAAUGGAAAACGCCAAUAACGUCAGAUCCACAUUUGCACAAUGCUUCGCUAUAUCCGGAGCAUGUUUUGUGCAAGCCGGAUUUGGCGCCGAAUGGAUAUCACCCACCAUAAUUAUUGGCGCUCUAAUAAACAGCACGAAGCACGUCCAGCAGGAAUCGAUGGUCAUCACUAGCGAUCAAGCGUCGUGGCUAGGUAGUCUAUUGUACUUGAGCACACCUCUGGGAAGCAUGAUGUCGUCGGUGACGCUGACUCGGUUGGGACACAAAAAAUGCAUGAUUCUUACAAAUAUACCUUUCAUUAUUGCGUUGUUGAUGUUUUAUUAUUCAAAAAACAUCGAGACCUUGUACGCUUGUUCGGUGUUAAUGGGACUAAGCAUGGGAUACGCCGGUGGUCCUUGUACGGCUUACAUAACCGAGGUGUGCGAGCCUAAGCUAAGAGGUGCGCUGACGUCGGUGCAAAAUGUUUUCUUCUACUUCGGUUCGCUGUUCCCCAGCACGCUGUAUGCUUACACCAAAGACUGGCGACUGACGAUGAUCAUAACGUCAAUAAUUCCGAUCAUAACCAUAGCGAUCCUCUUGAUGACGCCAGACUCUCCUAUAUGGCUGUUGACCAGAGACAAGUCGGAAAAAGCUCACCACAUGCUUAGCAAAUUACGCGGUUGGGUGCCAAACGAGAAGUGCGUCAACGAAUUUCAUGAAAUGGUCGUUUACACAACAGUGGAAACCAGCGACAAGAUGAAACCGACUAGUAUUUGGAAGUUACUACUACAGCCAAACGUGCUCAGGCCUUUUCGCCUGCUAAUAUUUUAUUUUUUAUUUACCAACAUACUUUCUGGAGCGCAAUACACGCCGUAUCUGGUGGAAGUGUUCACCAAAUUCGGCGUUCAGAACGUGGAAUGGACCAUAACCAUUUACGUGGCGUUGUCCACAACCGGUGGUAUACUGACGAUUUUCGCCGUGAACAGAUGCGGAAAGCGGAUGAUGACCUUGUCUACGUUGUUGGUGGGCUCGGUCUGUUACACAGCUAUUGGGUUCAUCGGUACGUCCAACCCCACGUUGGAACCGGCCAAGUCCUGGACCAUUCUAGUACUGUUCCUAGUCACCAUUUUCGUAUCGUCAUUCGGUAUGAGUCCGUUAGCUUGGGUGAUUCUCGGUGAAAUAUUUCCCAUUCAAACUAGAAAUAUAACUUGCAGCAUCUGUUCUUCUCUUUCGUACAUCAUUUCGUUCGUUUUAAUCAAAUUUUAUCCAGAUUUAGAGGACCUGGUUGGUUUUUACAACGGGUUCCUCGUUUUUGGAACUAUGGGCCUGUUCGGUUGUGUGUAUUUCUAUUUGUAUUUACCAGAAACCGAAAACAAAACUCUACAAGAAAUCGAAGAAUGCUUUAAGUAAAGAACGAAUGGAAAUUGCAAAAACAAUAAUCUUUUACGACAACACCUAGUCAUAUUAUAUAGCUAUCGUUAUUUUUUUUUUUUUACUAUUAAUUUAUUCGAGUUUUGUACAAUUUAUAAACUAAUAUAAUAUACAAAAUAUAUGUAAGUAUUUUUUCGAAAAUAUACCAACAUUGUCUUUA
Adelges cooleyi (spruce gall adelgid) is the source of this 1940-nucleotide messenger RNA. Its product is annotated as facilitated trehalose transporter Tret1-like. The record is from RefSeq and is a predicted model, not a curated record. Gene Ontology annotation, biological process: transmembrane transport. The coding region runs from base 359 to 1759 and encodes 466 amino acids. Gene Ontology annotation, cellular component: membrane. Lineage: Eukaryota; Metazoa; Arthropoda; Insecta; Hemiptera; Adelgidae. Gene Ontology annotation, molecular function: transmembrane transporter activity. The transcript has 8 exons.